UAAGCAACGUUUUGUGUCGAAACCCUUCGUCAGACUGAUGUGGGGCGGGAGGAAGAAAGGAAGAGGUGGAGCCAAACGGCUGAGGGAGAGCUGAGAAGGGGAGGAGAAAGUAAGGACUGCCUUAAAUUAGAGAAGUCAAUGUUCAUACUGCUGGGAUGCAAAUUGCCCAAGCAAAAUAUGAGGUGCUGCUCCUCCAAUUUACGGUGGUCCUCACUCUGGCCAUGGAGGAGGCCCGGGAUAGAAAGGUCGGAUUUAGAAUGGGAGGGGGAGUUGAAGUGCUGAGCCACCAGAAGAUCAGCUGCCAAAGUGCACAUGCAAGAGAGGUUGACUGGAGAAGACUCAAUAGUACCAUCUGGUGGCCAGUUUUGAAAGCACAGGAUGACCCUUGAAGCUGUGAAUCCAAUUGAAAGUAAAUGCAUGGGGAUCUACAAUGGAAUAAAGUGUAAUGAACGUUGUACAGAUUGAUAGGCCUGUAUUGUUUUAAAUGGGACAUAGAUAGAAUGGGAAUUUUGCUUAACAUAUAAACAUUCAAAUGAUUAAAGCUCUAUGGUGGGAAAAAAUCCGAUUCCACAAUCCUAUUCCUGACUGCUGCUCGCCUUUCUUGUAAAUCUCCUCUCCAAAACUUUGUGGAAUUAGGUGACCAACAUUGGACAAAAUACUCUACAUGAGGAUGGUUUGGUCCAGUUCUAUAAUGUUUCAGCAUCACAUCCUUGCUUUUAUACUCCAUGGCUUCAUGUAUGUUGUCCUCUUCCUAAAUGUUUAAAAUGGUAUUCCAAAUUAAUUAAUACCAUAUAAUUUAUUAACAAUUAUUGAAGGCAAUUCUCUGGCUUAUAUCCUUAAAUUAUGCAGUACCUGCACAUUAAAUAUACUUCAGGUGUCAAAAGUUGUUAAGUGGGUGUACUUUAUUCAUAAAGGUCAGCCCUCAGACUUUACUGGAAUAGCUUGCAUUUUGGCUCUGUUUUCCUCAUUCAAACCCUUGCUCAGCUGCUCUCUGUACUGCCUCUUGCACUUGAAUGUUCCCCUUGUUUAUGAUAUUUGAAAUAGGACGCUGUAUUUAAAAUAUCAUCUGACCAGAGCAGUGUUGACCAGCUCAGCCAUCCUCAGACUUGUACUCUCUUGAUAAACAAAACUUUAAAAUCUUUUAAAGUUUCCUAGCCAUAUUUUCCCAUUAUAAAGGACAUGGGAAUUUUUAUGGCUCCUAAUAGCCAGCAUAAUUAAAAUGCUCAAAUGAAAUGGAAAAUGUUACUUACAUCUCAUGUGUAAAUGACUCUUAUAAACAGGAACUGGGGGCUUAUGGAAAGGAUAACACCUUGCAGAGUUUUCUGGCAAUCAAUGAAUGAGCUUGGAUGUAAAAUUAGAAUAUAGGAAAUAGAAGUAGAAAGAGGUCUUCCAGCCCUUUGAGCAGUUCCAUAAUUCAGUGAGAUCAUGGGUGGUCUUCUUUACUUUCUGGCUUGUUUCAAUAUCGUCUGAUCUCCUUAAGUGCCCAAAAACCUAGUUAUCUCAGCAUUCAACAUUGUAACAGACAGGUUUUAGUAUUUUUAGCUUGCAGUAACAAACAUAAACUUACGGCUAUUUAUAGCUUUAUUUUUGAAAAUCCUGCAGGAAAGUAAAAGCCCUGUCCCACGGUACGAGUUCAUUCCAAGAGCUCUCCCGAGUUUGCCCUGAUUCGAACUCGGAGAUUUACAGUAAUGGCCACUCGUCAGUACUCAGGGCUCUCAUGGACAUUUUUCAACAUGUUGAAAAAUCUUCACGAGUCUUCCCGUGCUUACCUGCCAUUAGCGAGUCUUCCCGAGCACCUGCCGUUAGCGUUACGAGACGCUAAGAGACGUCCCCUAGCUCUGACGUACUCGCUACGUUCAUUCUCCGUGCUUACCACAAGUUUGAUUUUUUUUUUAACUCGGGAGAGCUCUUGGAAUGAACUCUUACCAUGGGACAGGGCUAUCAAUUUGCUAUUGCAAGUCUGAACCUUUCCAGCCCCUAACCCCCUUUUCCCAUUGACAUAAUUGUUUUUAUAAUGCAAUUUUCUAUUACACAAGAUGACUUAGGAUUGCAACUAUCACAAUGAUCGCAUUAUAAUAAGACUACAUGUCCUUCAUGAUUAAACAUUGACAGCCCACUGAGGUAGAAAAUUCCAAAGACUCUUGAGUUAAAGAAAACAGGGUUUGAGCAUCUACCCUGUCUACCCCUCUCAGAUUCAUUACUCAGUAAGAUCAUAGCCCAUUUUUCUAAGUUACAUUAAGUAUACUUAAACACCACCUGAGGAUGAACCCUUCAUUCCAGGAAUCAAUUGAGUAAACUUACAGUGUACUAACUCCAAUGCAACCAUAUCUUCCUUUACAUAUGGAGAGUAUUUUACAUGGCGUUCCAAUGAAGUCUUACCAAUUCUCUUCUAUGAGACUUACAUAUUUUGGUACUCAUGACUCAUUGCAGGAAAGGUCAUGAUUGCUUUCCCAAUUGCUUGCUACUAUUUGGAUAUUUAUUUUUUUAAUUUAAUGAACUAGUGCACCAACGUUGUUCCAUACAUUUACAUUCAUAUAUCAAAUUAUGAGAGGCAAGUAUUAUGUUUUACUCUUGUUUGCUGUGGCAAACUGAAAUUGCUUCAUUAAAUCCUAUUGUCGAUUUUCUGUUCAUUAAUAUUUUCUCCACCAAUUUAACCCCAUGAGCUCUUUGUAUCCAUGCUUCAUAAGAUUACUGGCUGUAAAGGUCAUUUUUGGGUUGGGUGGCUAUAUCUGAUUAAGAGUUGCAGGGAUCACUGCUGGGUCCCAAGUUGUUCAUUAUCAAUAUCUAUGAUUUCGAUAAGGGGACAAGUCUAACAUAUAAAUUCAAUAAAAUAUACUAUAGAUCAGGCAGUGUCUGCAGAAAGAGAAAUGGGGUUAAUAAUUCAGGUUGAAAAUCUUUUGUCAGUUCUAUAUUGAAUGGCUUUACUUACCCUGAGAAAUUUGUUUGAAAUUAAACCAAAAAUUUUCUUUCUGGCAAAAUUAAUUAAUUUUUUUUACAUUUUAAUACCAGGUUUGGCAUUCUUUGGACAGUUUUAGAAUGACAUCAUGCUCAGAUUGGUUAAUCAUAAACGACUAGUUUACAGCCUCUGUUGAUUUUAUUGAGCUGGUUUUUGGACAUUGGACCUUUUUUUUCCAAAACUUCCAACUCUCACUGCUGUGUCGCUCAAAUUACCCAGCCUGUGGGAUGGGCCAGUCGAGGACACUGCAGGGAGUUUGUGUUAUUCUCAGUUCUGAACUCCCUUAUGAUGAUAGGCAGAGCCUACCAUUAGACAUACGAUACUAACUGAUGAUGCAAUUUUCCCAGGACUUUUGCUUCUUAAGGCCCUUUAGAUAGAUUAUGGUCCUUGCUGAUGGUGAGAAUUGGAAAACGUUGUCUCCACAAUUUUCAGGGAAGUAUUACCAAAUUGUGUCAACAGGAAUCCUCAAAUAGUAUCCCCAACAUGUUGCUCGCAGUUGGGGAAUAGAUGAACAUAAAGUCUUAGGUGUUAGAUAAUUUAGUGACAAUGACGUUCACUAGUUUACGGCCAAUUAAGGUAAAAUCAUUUACAUGGUUUUAUGAUUAUUCUUGAUGUUUACAUUCAAUUUUAGUGAUUCGAUUUGCUGCUUUAUAAAUGGUGGUGCAGCCAACAGUGCUGUCUGUGUGGAGUUUGCACAUUCUUCCUGUGACUACGUGGGGUUCCUCAGCAGGGAGAAUUCUUCUUCUUUGCUUUGAUUAGUUCCACAAGGUCGUAUUUACAGUGCCCUACAUAAUGUUUGGGACAAAGACCAAUCAUUUAUUUAUUUGCCUCUGUACUCCACAAUUUGAGAUUUGUAAUAGAAAAAAAAUCACAUGUGGUUGAAGUGCACAUUGUCAGAUUUAAAUAAGGCAAUUUUUAUACAAUUUCGUUUCGCCAUGUAGAAAUUACAGCAGUGUUUAUACAUCGACCCCCCAUUUCAGGGCACCAUAAUGUUUGGGACACAACAAUGUCAUGUCAAUGAAAAUAGUCAUGUUUAGUACUUUGUUGCAUAUCCUUUGCAUGCAAUGACAACUUGAAGUCUGCGAUUCAUGAACAUCACCAGUUGCUGGGUGUCCUCUCUGGUGAUGCUCUGCCAGGCCUGUAUUGCGGCCAUCUUUAGCUUAUGCUUGUUUUGGGGGCUAGUCCCCUUUAGUUUUCUCUUCCUUAUAUAAAAGGCAUGCUCAAUUGGGUUCAGAUCGGGUGGUUGACUUGGCCACUCAAGAAUUAACCAAUUUUUAGCUUUGAGAAAUUCCUUUGUUGCUUUAGCAGUAUGUUUGGGAUCAUUGUCUUGCUGUAGAAUGAACCGCCAGCCAAUGAGUUUUGAGGCAUUUGUUUGAAUGUGAGCAGAUAGGAUGUGUUUAUACACUUCAGAAUUCAUUAUGCUACUACCAUCAGCAGUUGUAUCAUCUCGUAUAUUGCAAAACAUACUUGGCUAAUAAAGUGUGAUUAUGAUUAUGAAACCAAAACAUUGUCUGUCCAUUUUGCUCAACAGUUGCUCUUGUGUCUCUUAUACUUGUAGUGUAACUGUUCCAUUUUGAAAGAAAUUUAUAUUUUCAGCUGGUAACUAUACUUUUCAGCUAUUGGAUAUGCAGGGCCCUCCAAACAUGAAUCAGCUUUAGCAGCAGACAGUGUUUGAUGCAAUGUCUGUUCCAAACGAGCGAAUGGAAGAGUGAAUUAUUUCUUGUCAUGUGCCUGGUGAUGAUCUCUUCUUAUUGAGUGAAUGAAGCAAGUAUAGCUCAGUUAUCCUGCAAUUUGUUCUUGGGGAAUUACUAAUGGUUACAAUUAAGGAUAAAAUAGCAGAAUAAACGCUAUAAAAAUGAUCUUUUUACCACAAAUCCUAUACCUAUUUCAAUCAAUACCUAUAUAUCUCCCAAAAAAGUUUUUCAAAAAAUUGGACUCAGACAUUACAAAUUUUAUAUAUUUUAUAGAAUACAAAGAGCACACCUUAAUAAACGAAAAGAGUUGGGUGGUCUAGCGCUCCCUAACUUUAUGUAUUAUAAUUGGGCAGUAAAUAUUAAAAAUAUGAUUCACCUGCUGGACAAUUCUGCCCAGCAGGUGGACUGGAUUGUAAUGGAAAGAGAGGACUGCUCUCCGUGUAAUAUAGGAGCGACUCUCCUCUCACCAAUACAUCUGAAUAACAAAAAUUAUAAUAAAAAUCCAAUUAUACAUAGCACAAUUAGAACAUGGAAACAAAUAAAACAGAAUCUAAAAUUAAGAAACCUAUCUCUUUUAAUACCAAUAGUUAAUAAUCCAUUGUUUAAACCAUCAAUUAUAGACAAAUCAUUUAUACAAUGGGAAAGAAUGGGAAUCAAAAUGCUCGGAGAUCUGUAUGAAUUGGGAAAAUUACUAUCAUUUCAACAACUACAACUGAAAUAUAAUUUGAAAAAUAAUCAAUAUUUUAAAUAUCUUCAAAUUCGUGAUUAUCUGAAAAAAUACACAAAAGACUAUCAUAAUAUGCCUACAGACUUACUGGAUGAAGCAAUGAAGACAAAGGCGGAAUCAGCUAAUCUAAUAUCGUACUUAUAUAACAUCAUCUUAAAUAUAGAAAUACCCACAACUGAUGGAAUUAGAAGAGACUGGGAACAAGAAUUAGCUAUAAACAUUUCAAAAGAGAGCUGGGAUAAUCACUUAUUACAGGUGCAUAAAUGUUCGAUCAACGUACGACAUACUCUCAUCCAAUUCAAAACAUUACAUAGACUAUAUUAUUCAAAAACUAAAAUAAAUAAACUCUUCCCUAAUGUCUCACCCAUCUGUGAUAAAUGCCUGUGUCAAGAAGCUACCAUAGCGCAUUCUUUUGUUUUUUGUACAAAAAUACAAAAAUUCUGGAAUGAAAUAUUUGACAUCUUUACAAAAUUAAUUAAAAUAAAACUGGUACCAAAACCAGAAUGGAUUAUUUUUGGAAUAUCGGAAGGUAACCCUGAACUAAACGUGUUUCAGAAGAAUUUACUCAAUUACGGGCUAAUAAUGGGAAAAAAAGCUCAUACUUAAAUUCUGGAAAAAUGCGCCUACACCAACAAUAAAAAUGUGGAUAUCAAAUAUGUUUGAAACACUACAGCUGGAAGAGAUGAGAUUCCUCUUAGCAGGCAAACCAGACCACUUCCAAAAGAUGUGGUCUACGUUUUUGGAACUAUUACAAGCAUAAGGUGCAAUAGUAAUUUAAAAAACAAACAAAUAAAUAAAUAAAUAAAUAAAAGGUACCAGGAUCUGGCAACGGGGCGUAAAAAAACAAAACAAAAAAAACAACAAAAACAGUCUUGGUUGGUAGUCCCCUUUCUGUGGAGUUUAAUGUUAUAAUAGAGCGAUUGUUUCUCCUUUCUUUUUCCUUCUUUUCUAGGGUCUCCUUUCUUUCUUUCUUUACUUCCUUCUCUAACUUCUUUUCUAAGGGGCUUUCUUUUCUCAACACUCUCCUGCACCUUCACGACUCUUGCGCACUUUCUUUACUUUCUUUACUUCUAUCUUUUUCUUAAAGCUCAAAAAAUGAAGCGGUACAAAAAAUGUAUUAAGACAUAUGUGUUGUGUAGUAUUGUAACUUACCGACUUCUAAUAAAAAUUAAAAAAAAACAAAAAAACAAUUAAGGAUAGGAUGUUUGACCAUCUCGAAUAUUUUAAUCAGAGGCAGCAGAUGUUUGUAAAGAUGAAGUGACUAAAUGGAUAUGUCCAUGGGUUUCUAGAAGUCAUUCAAUGUAGACCCUCAUCCGGUCUCAUGGGUUCACAGUGUCCUCCAUAAUGUUUGGGACAAAGGCCCAUCAUUUAUUUAUUUGCCUCUGUACUCCACAGUUUGAGAUUUGUGAUAGAAAAAAUCACAUGUGGUUAAAGUGCACAUUGUCAGAUUUUAAUAA
Leucoraja erinaceus (little skate) is the source of this 6834-nucleotide messenger RNA. RefSeq lists its product as uncharacterized. NCBI's taxonomy places the organism in Eukaryota, Metazoa, Chordata, Chondrichthyes, Rajiformes, Rajidae. The transcript is spliced from 2 exons. The record is from RefSeq and is a predicted model, not a curated record. The coding region runs from base 4985 to 5983 and encodes 332 amino acids.